AUGUCCACCUCUUCUCUUGGAAGCGCCACCAACAUCAAUUCACCACCACGUCCUCCCUUGAAGGAGAGGAAGUUGUCGUCAUCUUCUUCGGUGGAGGAGGCUCCAAGUGAUCCUCGUCGCCGGUUCUCUGUCCUAGGGGAGAACCCUAAGACCACCACCACCUACGCCGCCUUUCAAUAUCCACCUGAUGUAAAAACCACCUGCAUCAAACUCCAAGGGGAAUUUCAGUACUGCUGCGACUUACCCGAAGAAAUCGUGCGUGAAAUCCUGUUGAGGUCGUCCGUCAAAUCUUUAGUUAAAUGCUGCGCCGUAAGCAAGUCAUGGAGAUAUAUGAUCCAAAGCUCAUCCUUCAUUGCCGCCCAUCUCCGCCGCAGCCAAAGUCCAAAUACCGACGACAAUGAUAUUGGUCGUCUCCAUCUAUUAUGGUCCUUUAAUGAUUAUUUGUUGUAUUCGGAUAAGCCUGCUUCUGCUUCUGCUUCUUCCUUCAGCAUUGAUGCUACCAACACCAAGAAAAUAACUCCCGUGACUCACCAACCGGCUUACAAAGGAGGAAGAAGCAAAGUGACUCCUUCAAGUUACGGUCUGGUUGGGACUUCCAACGGCCUCAUAUGCUUUGCUAAUGACAUCCCCAAAUUCCCCAUAAUAAUUUGGAACCCUUCGGUUAGAAAGUUUGUGACUUUGCCCCCUCCUUCCACGUAUAAACGGGUUAAACCUACUUAUGCGUUUGGCUACGAUUCGAGCACCAAUGACUACAAGGUUCUAACAAUUCUUAGGAAUGAUCGUGGUCGUUCUAGUGGUCCUGCCAGGGACACCCCAAUCGAAGUCAAGGUUUACUCCUUAGCCAGGGGCUCCUGGAAGACUCUCAGUCCUCCUCCACCAGCUUCUCCUGCUGUUUCUCUUCAACGUUUGCAUCAUAAGACUGUUUUCGUCCAUGGUGCCGUGCAUUGGAUCCUACGCCGUGACCGAGACUGCAACAAUGAUGUCAUUGCGUCGUUUGAUAUGGCCACUGAAUCGUUCAGCGAGAUUGAGUUGCCGAAAUCAUUGACGAGAAAAAGGUUGCUCCGUGGUGCCUCUCAUUUUGUUCUUUCGGCACACGAGAAUUCCCUCGCCUUGGUUCAGUUUCCUUGGCAUUACUCGAGAUUAGGAGAAAAUACUUGCCACCUCAGUUUAUGGGUGAUGCAACAGUAUGGUGUGGUGGAAUCGUGGACUAAAUCAUCCCGCGUGGUGCUGUCCAAGGGCCCUGAAUCACUCUCUUUAAUCUUCCAUGUUGCUUAUGUUGGUUCUAAAGGCAAUGGAGAAAAAGUCUUCCGCAUGAGUAGUAAGAAUAGUAUAAGACUGGUAACGGUGGAUUUUAAGACCAAACAAGUUAAAUAUUCUGGAGAAGGAGAGGGAAAAUACGAAUCCAUGCAUGCUUUUGUAGAAAGUCUUGUCUUACUGGACCAAUUUAAUGCUUAUUCUUACUAA
This is a messenger RNA of Malus domestica (apple), 1464 nucleotides long. Its product is annotated as F-box protein CPR1-like. The record is from RefSeq and is a predicted model, not a curated record. Gene Ontology annotation, molecular function: protein binding. Lineage: Eukaryota; Viridiplantae; Streptophyta; Magnoliopsida; Rosales; Rosaceae.